Molecule: messenger RNA, 564 nt
Organism: Klebsormidium nitens
Lineage: Eukaryota; Viridiplantae; Streptophyta; Klebsormidiophyceae; Klebsormidiales; Klebsormidiaceae
Source: the annotation of a GenBank genome assembly
AUGAAGCAAUCAACGCAGAAGGGUACUCCCGGUUGCUCCGCAGCAAGUCCUGCUGACUACCGAGGGACUCGUUCCAGUUGUGACGGCAGGAUGACUUGCCGCACGCUCUCAUCAGUCAGGAGGGAGGGCAGCAUGCAGGAUUUGAACAGAGACGGUGCCGCUGCAGAGCAUGAGCAGUCAGUGUGGAAAAAGGGGGGCACUGGAAGACCAGACUUUGCAGAAGAGCUGCUUCCUACUGAUGAAGAGAUGCUCGAGAAGGAUCUGUCUGAGUCGGACACCCUUGGCCUUGAAUUAGAGGAAGGGGGCAAUGCUGCAGGAUUGCUUGAUGCUGUAGCUGGUUUACCAUCCAGCGACGAAAUGAUGCUGAGGGAGGAAUAUAGGCCAACAAGCCCAGUCUACUCCAGCAUAGCCUUGCCCGAGGAAGAUGAAGUUCGGGCACCCAACAAGAAGCGGCCGCACGCUGUAGCUUCUAGUGACGCCGUUCCUGAGCCCGAGGAGCAGCGAAGCACAUCAAGAGGGCAGCGCCGCACCAAAAUGUCUUUACAGCCGGUCACAAGCUUAUAA